Messenger RNA from Rosa chinensis, 978 nucleotides. RefSeq lists its product as uncharacterized. Bases 104 to 715 code for a protein of 203 amino acids. The record is from RefSeq and is a predicted model, not a curated record. Lineage: Eukaryota; Viridiplantae; Streptophyta; Magnoliopsida; Rosales; Rosaceae. The transcript is spliced from 3 exons.
CUAGAGAAGAAAGAAACCAAAGAUCAAAGCCCCCAAAAACCCUCCUUUUUUUUGUUUUUGUUUAAUUUUGCCGCGGAUCUGACGCCCAGCGAAUCGUAGAUCCAUGGAGGGAGUUGGGGCCCGGACGGGUCGAACCUCGACCCGCUACGGACCAGCCACGGUGUUCAAUGGCCCGGUCAGGAAGUGGAAGAAGAAGUGGGUCCACGUAGCUCCUCCUCCUCAUCACACCUCUCACUCCCAUCAGAUUAACGCCCACAACCACAGCAAUGGCACCACCCCUAACGGUAAUAACGGUUCCCACCUCCUUCUUUUCAAGUGGGCCCCUAUCACCCAAAGCCAAAACGCUGCUGCCGCCAAUGGCAGCGCCGCCACUAACUAUGACAAGGUGGAUGAGGUGGAGGAGCCGCCUCGCCGCAGAUUCAAAUACAUUCCGAUUGCUUUAUUAGAGGAACAGCAAAAUGAGGCUGCAGAACAGGUUGAAGAAGAAGCUAACUUGAUAGAUACUGAGACAGCUGAAACAGAGGCAACCGCCAAGGACGAGGGUUUAGUUGAAAAACCUGACAUUAAUGAUGUCCCUAUGGAAGAAAAUCAGGACAAUAAUCAGGUAGUAUGUCAAGAUCUGAAUGAAAGCACUUUAGAUUUAAGUUUGGGCUUGAAUGGACAUGACAGUGAUGAUGGUUCUGCUAUGAAAACUGAUCAAACCAGAAAGGGGUAGUUGCCAGCUGCAGAGGUCAUUGGUUUUUUGACACUGAGAAUGUUAAUUUCUUGGUGCCGAAAUCGAUUACAAUUCUUUGGCACAUAGAGAAAGUGAAAUGUACUAUUAGAAUUCUUCAUUUGAAUGUUUCAUUGUUGAGUGGAUUGAUUGCAGAUUGCACCCAUUUGGUAUAAGUUGCAAUACCCAUUUUUUUCAGCAUUAAAAUGAUAGAACCUUUUGUAAUGGGAUUUGACUUUUUAAUUUUGAAACAAGAUUUAUGAUAA